Messenger RNA from Manduca sexta (tobacco hornworm), 941 nucleotides. RefSeq lists its product as uncharacterized. The record is from RefSeq and is a predicted model, not a curated record. NCBI's taxonomy places the organism in Eukaryota, Metazoa, Arthropoda, Insecta, Lepidoptera, Sphingidae. Gene Ontology annotation, biological process: central nervous system formation; innate immune response; regulation of Toll signaling pathway. Gene Ontology annotation, molecular function: growth factor activity; Toll binding. Gene Ontology annotation, cellular component: extracellular region. Bases 35 to 628 code for a protein of 197 amino acids. The transcript has 6 exons.
CUGUAGUUUUUACCCAGUAAAUACAAACUGCCAGAUGUUCAGUAAUAUACAUACACCACAUUUAUUUUUCUGCAUGUUGUACCGCGCCAUCAACGGUGACGGCGAGUCGUCGAGCGGCGUCGAGAGACGAGAGGACCCGGGGCCGGCGGCGCCUCACGCACAACACCCCAACAUGCCAUACCAUCGAUAUGAGGGUCCUCCCACUCCAUGCCCUGCCCGCGUAGAGUACGCGACGCCAGUGUUCGCGCGCAACUACCAGGGAGUGUGGCGGUACGUGGUGCAGAUACCCUACGAGGGGUACUUCACGCAGACUGUUGAGGUUACCAGAUGCAUGCAAUCCCGCUGUCACUACUUAGAGGGUGGGUGUUUGAGUUCCCCGCGGUGGGUGUCGCUGCUGGUCGCUGAGCUGCACUACCCGGCACAGCAGCAGAACUUGCAGCCGGAGUACCCGCCGGCGGAGGGGGCGGGAGGUACAGACAAGCCGCCGCACUGCGACGGACACGACGAGAUGGGAUGCUACCAGGUGCGUCUGUACUACGACUGGUUCCUGGUCCCGGGCUCGUGCAAGUGCUGGAGGCCGGACUACUUCGCCAGGUACGUCAGGCGCAAGCAGAACAACGAACUGUAAUAACGUUUGAGAACAGUAACAGUCAGACCUAAUGAGAAAUGGAUUGUAUCUAAGACGCAUAUUUAAAUUUAUAUUCUCUGGGGUUAACUUCAGACUGGUCAAAAUUAUUGAGGAUGUACAGUUUGUAAUGUAAAGGGACAUCUAAAUCUGUGGUUGAAAGGCAACAGUUAUUGUUCUGUCGCAUAUUUUAUUUUUAUUUGGAAUUAAAGGUCACGCUGACAAUCAAAUAAAAAAAUUAAUGACUAGAAUAUAUAAAGACUUUGAUGUACUUCAUAUUCUUCUAUAAAUUUGUUAAUAAAACCACUAUGACGGA